CAAAAAGUUGAACACAAGCAGCAGCUGAAACAGGAACGAUGAUGCACAGAUCUGAACGUAAACAGAACUUGAUAAAAGCACGAAAGCUCAGAGAGGCGCAAGCACGUAGAAAUAGGAAGGACAUACUGGCGAAAGAAGGAGGGAGGAGAGGCGUGCAGGAAGCGCUACUGUCAGUUGGAUUGGUGUUUUGUCGCGGCGCGCCGAGUGAUCAUUUGAAAAGGAAGGACCACCUCUGUUCACCAUAUUUGGCAAACUUUCCCUAAUAUGGUAACGUCUACUUCUAAAUAUGGCAGCCGGGGACGCCCUCUCGCCGAUUCUUGUACCACUCCGCGCGAUCUUUCAGUGACAAAUUUUCGGAUACGGAAGCCGCGCAAAAGAUGUUUGCCAGGUGAUCGAUGUCCACGGUAACGGGCUUGAUUUUUCGACGAAGAAAUUUUCCAGGAUCUUUCGCCAGGUAACCGUGCUCGGAUAGAGUGGACUAGUUUUCGACAGCGCACGCGACCAUCGGUGGGGGUACCGGCUGCGCUGGAACGCACGGAGGCACCGCGUUAGCACGUAGGUCAAGUUACGAUACUCGGCGCGCAUUCAGUUCGCGGGGAGCGCUCGUGCAGUGCGCGUUGUUGUCCCGUGUUCCUCUAGAUGGUUGAUCACGUGGGAAACAUUGCGCCGAGUUUUCGCGAUUCCGUGGCGGAGAAGGGCCGAGGGAAAGGGAAUAAAUGUGCGCGGGUCCGUAAUGGACAACCCUAGCGGCGCAAGAGACAGUCGAUACGCAAACCUUGGCUACAGCAUGGGGAUGAUAGGCAGCGACGCUGGCUCGGAAAUGUACGGCCGACCGUCCACCUCCCAGCUAACAACUUCUCAAAUAAGCCGCAAUAGCGCCACCAUGAUGGCUGCGGCGGCCGCUGCGGGCGCACCGAAUGCCGGCGUGGGAUCCGUUCAGAGAGGUAUCAAGAGGACCACCUCGGACGUAUGCUACGAUGACAGCAACGCCCGGCAAGCGCUUUCGCAACAGCAGGGCAUGUCGAUGUCCGCUGACUGCGUCCCCGACAAUCUCGAGGAAUCGUUCACCAGUUUGGGCCAGCCGAAAAAGUCACCCCCAUCGAACGGGAAGAAGACCAAGGGACGGGUCAAGAUUAAAAUGGAAUACAUCGAUAACAAGCUACGGAGGUACACCACGUUCUCUAAGAGAAAAACCGGAAUCAUGAAGAAGGCGUACGAGUUGUCGACGCUGACAGGUACACAGGUGAUGCUGCUGGUAGCGAGCGAGACCGGGCAUGUGUACACGUUCGCGACACGAAAACUGCAGCCGAUGAUAACGAGCGAGGCCGGGAAGGCGUUGAUCCAGACCUGCUUGAACAGCCCGGACCCGCCCGCCUCAGGUUCCUCCGGCGACCAGAGGAUGUCCGCGACGGGUUUCGAGGAGACCGAACUGACCUACAACAUAGCCGACGACGAGCAGAAAGAAGACGGAACCUCGCCCAGGUCGGACGUCUGUGCCAACGAAAGCGACGGAGACACCAGCGACGGCGAUUCUCCCGUCUCGAAGGAUCUCUCAAAAAAUCAUUCAGGUAUAAUGUACCAGAUGCCACAGACAGUGAUUUACUCGCCAGGCCCGGGAGUCCUACUUGGCAUAGGGCAAAAUGGUCAGCCGGUGCAAAUCUCUCAAGAAGGAGGCACGGUAACCCCGGUCAGCACCAGUCAGAGUAAUCAGCCGUUUAUCACGAUACCGUUGAACGUAGCGAUGAACGCCGCCGGUCUGUCGCUUCCGGUCACAUCCAGGAUGAAUCUGUCGCCGACACCACGAUCCCCGACGACGACGACGACAACGACAACUGUCGCGUCCAACUGCGAGCUGCCAUCGGACCUGAGCAAAGAUCGCGAGUGAUAACAAUCGCGGAUCCUUUGAGAAAAGUCUUUCCGAUGCGGCGAGGUCUUCGUCCGACGGAUCUGGACGGAAGGGAGCUAGCGUGAAUCCAUGCACAAACGGGAAAAUCACCUGCGAGACGUCCUCAUUACUGAUCGGGUGAUCAUUUCAAUUAUUAAUUCGUGACGAUUGAGAGGAACGGAUGACUUAUUAUGUCACAGUUCUAUGUGUAUGCGAGAUGCUCGCCUUUUCAGCCGCUUGAGAUUCCUAACGCCGGGUCGAUUUUUAUUGUCCCAUGUUUUCAAGUGCCUGAUGUAUCGAACAUUCGUUAAAUAAGAUCCUAUUUAAAUUGGGACGUGUGUCAGACCCAUGGAUUAUCGACCACUCGGAAUUCUCUAAAAGCGUUGAUUUUUAUUGUCUCAUAUAAUAUUAUAUACAUAUCGAGUGGUAUUCAAGCGGCUGACGAUUCGAGCAUUUUUCUAUAACGUUUUAAUUUAAGAUAAUACCGAUACUCACUGGUAAAAUAUCUUAAUCAUCGAUUUACGUUGGCACAUAGCCAAUCAUACUUUUUUUGAAGAGUGUCAUUUUUUAAUGCACAUAUAUAUAUACAUACAAUGUAUAUAUGCGACGUGUCAAUGUGGACAUUCUUCGUUUCCCUUUAAAGAAAUUUUUAUAUAGUUUAUGAACAGUACUUAAAGUUAUUUUAUUAGCAAACAUUUAUUGCACAGUUUGCAUCUUAUUAUCGUUGUAAUGAAACGUUAAUCACGUUUAAGUAUUUUUGUAAGCCACUCCAGAUACUCAAGAGAUUAUGAAUAGAAUAGAUACUUGAAAACAUUUUUUCAACCCUGUUUAAGUUCUCUGCGGCGUUUCAUAACGCGUAAAUCGCAUCGUUCGGAUGGUUCGCAAUUUACCAGUGGACAUCGGUACGCUUUUCGUCGACGCCGUGCUCCGUUGCCCGGCGUUUAAUCGACAUUUGUGCAAUACUAGUCGAACGUUUUGCCCGACGAACGUUUCGCGAAGCAACUUUUUACACUGUCCU
This is a messenger RNA of Ceratina calcarata, 2903 nucleotides long. It is a transcript of the gene bs, whose product is annotated as serum response factor blistered. The transcript is spliced from 6 exons. Gene Ontology annotation, molecular function: cis-regulatory region sequence-specific DNA binding; DNA-binding transcription factor activity, RNA polymerase II-specific; protein dimerization activity. The record is from RefSeq and is a predicted model, not a curated record. Gene Ontology annotation, biological process: positive regulation of transcription by RNA polymerase II. NCBI's taxonomy places the organism in Eukaryota, Metazoa, Arthropoda, Insecta, Hymenoptera, Apidae. The coding region runs from base 734 to 1885 and encodes 383 amino acids.